AUGACUCGACUAAAGUUUGACCUCUUACAGGACUAUACAAAGUCUAAUCUCCCUGUUAGAAACCAGAACGAUACCGUGUUUGUGAACGUCAGCAUAUAUUUCCGUAUGGUGAAAGAGUUUAACAUCGUAGAAAGCGUUUUAGGCACACAUCUAUUUUUCCAACUCCACUGGAUUGACGAAUAUAUACAUUGGGACAGUGAGGACUAUGACAAUAUCACAGCAGUUAACUUUCCCUUACUUGACGUGUGGGUUCCGCCGAUGGUGGUGGUGAACCCAGCCGACAACUACGGCUUCAUUGGCGAGAAGGAUACCCUUCUUGUUGAAUACUCCUCGGUAGGGUUGGCGUCUUUGGUCUUCUCCGCUUACAUCAAGAGCACAUGUAAACCAUUUAUUAAAUACUUCCCAUUCGAUUCUCACAUCUGUCAUGUGAUGAUAAGCCAGAUAGGCUACGGCAUGGGCGAUGUGAUCCCCCUUCCGUCACAGAUUUAUAAACAGUAUAUAGUGGAUAACGGGCAGUGGGUUGUGGACGCGUUGGAUUUAACCCAGCAGCCGUUUAUCCCAGGAGAAAACGAAUCUGUGUAUGUCGAUCUUUCCAUACAGUUGUCACGUCGUCCAGAUUUUUUGCUUCUGAACCUGUUCAUUCCCAUUGCCUUUCUGAUCUGUAUGAAUAUGUUUGUGUUUUUCCUCCCGGCUGAAUGUGGUGAGAAAGCAAGCUACUCCAUUACUGUUCUCUUGUCCCUGGCUAUCUUUAUGACUAUUGUCAUGGACCAGUUACCACCAUUGUCCACUGAAGUCCCCGUUAUCAGCAUCAUCCUUUGCAUACAUCUCGCAAACAAUGUCAUUGUGUGUACGUGUACUAUUCUGUCUUUGAAUUACCACCAUCGACGUGAAUCACGUAAGAUAUCAUGGCAUCUUCGACUUAUGACUAUGUUAGUUACCUGGCGGUCGUAUAAGAGCGAUUGUAAAGUUCCUAACAGAAUAUCACCAGAGAGCUUUCAUACAAAGACGGAGGAGAAAGAUCUAGGCAUGACGGAUACAGAUGACGUCACACAGCGCGACGUCGUGUCCGGGGAGACAGAUCGGCGCCCAGUGUUGACCUGGCAGAAAGUGAGUCAUGCGAUUGACAGAUGGAAUUUCUUCAUCUGUGUACUGAUGACCAUAUUGGAAAUGGGCCUUGUCUUCUACCAUUCAUCGUAUGGUGAAUAA
This is a messenger RNA of Pecten maximus, 1206 nucleotides long. RefSeq names its product acetylcholine receptor subunit alpha-like. The transcript has a single exon. Bases 1 to 1206 code for a protein of 401 amino acids. Gene Ontology annotation, cellular component: neuron projection; membrane; synapse. The record is from RefSeq and is a predicted model, not a curated record. Gene Ontology annotation, biological process: monoatomic ion transmembrane transport; regulation of membrane potential; chemical synaptic transmission. Gene Ontology annotation, molecular function: extracellular ligand-gated monoatomic ion channel activity; transmembrane signaling receptor activity; neurotransmitter receptor activity. Lineage: Eukaryota; Metazoa; Mollusca; Bivalvia; Pectinida; Pectinidae.